CUCUAUGAGUAAGUUGUAUUCUGACUGACAUCGCAGCCAACCAAUAGAAUGUAUCGAACGUCACUAACAGACCGGCGGGCAUCUGAUAAUCAUGUUAGUUUGAGCGGGUUGCCACAACAGUCAAUGAAAAUUCAGCUGGCCAAACUGGACCGUCGACCGCAGUAGAUGCCGAAUGGCAGAUACUCCCUGCUCUUCCCUGGGAGGGUGAUUUGAAUGAGCUGGAUGCAAAUGACGGUGCGCCACCGCACUGGAUGUUUAGAUUUGUUUCGGGGCGAGAAUCACAGGCGAGCACUAACGUAACAGUUAACGUUACAUGGAAACGCUGUUCUUGAGGAGCUGAAAAAGAAGAUAGCCGCACCAAACUACACCAGUGCUCAGAGUCACACAGAGUUGUCGUGGGUUACCGCAUCCUGAUCUGAGAAAGAGACAGACAGCCGUCGCGCUUGAGCAGCUGCCAUGACAGGGGUGGGGGCAGACGAUGACAUCCCUCUCUGUGAGAGAAAAACUGUCACUGACUUCUGCUAUCUCCUGGACAAGUCCAAACAGCUUUUCAAUGGCUUAAGGGAUCUGCCUCAAUAUGGACACAAGCAGUGGCAGUCCUAUUUUGGCCGAACAUUUGACAUAUACACCAAGCUGUGGAAGUUUCAGCAGCAGCACAGACAAGUCCUGGACAACCGGUACGGUCUCAAGAGGUGGCAGAUAGGUGAAGUGGCCUCGAAAAUUGGCCAGCUGUACUACCAUUACUACCUCCGCACUUCAGAAACAAGCUACCUAAAUGAAGCCUUUUCCUUUUAUUCGGCCAUUCGCCAACGAUCAUAUUACCACCAAGUCAACAAAGAAGACAGGCCAGAGCUGGUUGUAAAAAAGCUGAGGUAUUAUGCUCGGUUUAUCGUUGUUUGUCUGUUGCUCAACAAGAUGGACCUGGUUAAAGUGCUGGUCAAGGAGCUGUCUGAAGAGAUUGAGGACUACACCCAGCGCUUCAACACAGAGGACCAGUUAGAGUGGAACCUGGUGCUGCAGGAAGUUGCUGCUUUUGUGGAGGCAGAUCCUCUUAUGCUCCUAAAUGAUGACAACGCCGUGGUGGUCAUAUCCAAUCGGCUGCAGGAGGGGGGUGUGCCCCCUCUUGAACAGGGCAUGGUGGUUGGCCAGCUCACCUUGGCAGAUGCACUCAUCGUUGGCAACUGUAACAAUCAGGUGAAGUUUAGUGAGCUGACCAUCGAUAUGUUUCGUAUGCUCCAAGCGCUUGAGAGGGAACCAGUGAACCUAGCCACACAAAGCUCCAAGCCAGGGACACUUGUAAGAGAAGACUCUUACACUCUGCCUGUCACUCUCUAUGAGCCCAAUGAGAAGCCGGCCAAGAGAGAGAACCCUCAUAAAUAUCUCCUCUACAAACCAACCUUCAGCCAGCUCUACACUUUCCUGUCUGCCUCCUUCAAGGAGCUGCCAGCCAAUAGUGUCCUGCUGGUUUAUCUCUCUGCCACCGGAGUGUUUCCUACUGGACGCUCAGAGAGUGAAGGACCUUAUGACUUUGGAGGUGUCCUGACCAAUACUAAUCGAGAUGUGGUAAACGGCGAGACGGCGCAGAAGAGAAGCCAGGCACAAAAAGAGAUGCACUGUCUCCACCCAGGAGACCUUUUCCCCUUCACCAGGAAACCUCUGUUUAUCAUUGUGGACUCAUCCAACAGCACAGCAUAUAAGAAUUUCUCCAAUCUGUUUGGCCAACCACUUGUCUGCCUGCUUUCUCCGACGGUGUAUCCAAAGAGCAUGCAAGACCAGUGUCAGCGUGGGAGUCUGUUUACUCUUUUCCUUUACAACCCCCUCAUGGGCUUCCUGUCUGUGUGUGGACUGAGCAGCAUGCGCUAUGGAUUGUGGGAAAAGGCCCAGGAACUCCUGCGGAAGGUUUUCCAUGACAUUGGCCAGAUGAUCACGAGCUCCCGAGCUAUAGAUCAGGCCUAUCUGCAGUUUUAUGGCGAUGAAUUUCUACGUCUGCUCAUGAUCCGUUUCGUGUUCUGCUGCACCACGCUCCGAUUACACAAGCUCUUCCGGGAAGCAAGGAGUUUACCAGAAUCAUAUCCUCCGCUGCCGAAACAGGAGAUGGUGGAGAGCAGCCUUCUACAGAAGCAUGUGCUGGAGCUGGCGGCCAUGUUGGACGUGCAAAACCUCUUCUCUGAUGGCAUGCUGGAUAACUAUUGACCACAUGGUGGCACAAUGCCAACCUGCAAACACACAUUUACACACACGCUCAUGCCCAUACACACGCAUACACAAGUUGUAGGUAGUUUCUUCUGAAUAAGCUAGUUGUUUAACCUAAUCUCAUUAGAUCUAGAUAGUUUAAUAACUAUUCAAGAGAAAAUAUCUUAUCUUUGUGGGCAGAUAUUUACAAUUUGUCAAGAUCACAUGUAUUUUUAGAUUUUAAGGCGCUUCACACAUGCGCAGAUUCGAAAGCGUUGCUCCCAAGAUACAGGAAAUUGUACUACAUGCAUGUAUCGUAUGGGUGUACGAGUGCAGGCACACAGGCGUUCAGACCUUUUGAAGGCAGCUAUCGCCGUUUCUGAAGGUGAUAAGAGAGCACAAGAUGACGAUUGAGAAGAAAGGAGCUCUGGAAACAUUUAUUUUUAUGUGAAUUGGUGCAAUUCCAGGGAGAUUCUUCCAAAAUAUGAGCCUACGGCUUUGGCAAAACACAUUUUGGAGAAGGACGUUCGAUUUCCUUCUCAACACUUUGCCUCUGCAACGUUUACAAAUUUUUUCCAUAGGGAGCGUGCUGCAUGUUUGCAUUUAAUUGCUCCGCCUUGGA
Molecule: messenger RNA, 2794 nt
Organism: Carassius auratus (goldfish)
Lineage: Eukaryota; Metazoa; Chordata; Actinopteri; Cypriniformes; Cyprinidae
Product: protein SCAI-like
Exons: 18
Coding region: 457-2193 (578 amino acids)
Biological process (GO): DNA-templated transcription
Molecular function (GO): transcription corepressor activity
Source: RefSeq, a predicted model, not a curated record